Oppiella nova is the source of this 5091-nucleotide messenger RNA. Lineage: Eukaryota; Metazoa; Arthropoda; Arachnida; Sarcoptiformes; Oppiidae. The record is from the annotation of a GenBank genome assembly.
AUGUCUGUCCCCUCUAUAGACGAGUUCGUAGUGCUGGAGAACGACAACGUGUGUGUCGUGGGUCGGGUGCGAUCACCAGAUGACGAGGUAUUACUGCAACAAAACAAGAUAUACGACAAACAGAUUCACUCCCUGUCCGACAAGAAGUACACAUUAGAGCGCAAAGACAUCUACAAAGAGUUGGGUGUUUUGGGUCUGGAUUACGGACCGGAGUUUCAACGACUCCGCAAAGUCGGCACAAAUGACUUUAAAGAGAUAUACGGCGUAAACGAGUGGACCGGGAGUUUCAUCACAUAUAUGGACGCACUCUUGCAGUCCAUGGCAAUGGCCGCACCGUUCCGUAAACUAAUGGUGCCGGUGAUGAUACGGGCGCUACGGGUGGACCCACGGGUACUGUUUGAGGGACUCCGAAAGAGUCGUAAUAUUCAAGCGCCGGUUAAGUCGAUUGAAGAUUAUGCCACUCAAGACAAUAUGGAGAAAGUGGCGAACCAAAUAACCGGGAUCACCGAGGAAGUUCAAGUGGAUGUUGCCAAACAAGAUAUACCAAACGUCAUGCAAUUAUAUUCGGUUGAAGUGAGCAAACUAUACGAGAGGUUCGCCAUAUUUUCGGCUGAUAUGCCCUUUUAUUUCAACGCCAAAUCCAAACGACUGGUCACUCAAGGCAUCGAAGUGGAGGAUAUCAUGGCGUUCCCUAUACCGAGACGCGCGGAUACCAUGGAUCUGGUGACCGAUUCGUACGAGUUUUACGCUAAUGAAGACCUGGAGGCUAUCGAGCCGUUAGAAAGAAAAUUGUUGACGGAUUAUGUGGAGGUUUGCAAAGCAAUGGCAGCUAAAGUGAAACAAAUGGGUUUCAAACAAAUGAAAUGUGAUUUCAAUUACCAGUCGAUAAGCGAUGAAGAGAUACAAGAGUAUAAAAAUGCAAACAAUGAAAAUCACGUUAUAUUUCGCAUAUUUGAUAAAAUGCUGUCAGAAUUGUCGGAUGAGAAUAAAAAUAUCAAAACCGAUGCCAAUAUACAUAAAGUAUUGAAUGAAAUUUACGCAAAUCCUGAAUACGAUUUGAGUAAAGACUUAAUAAAUCAAAUCUCAAAGAAUGAGCGAAUGAUCCGAACUCUUGUGGACAUUGUUUCCGAAAACUAUGUCACGACUAAUGACUUAAAUAUAACUGAAAUCAACUUAAGUAGUGAUGUAUUGGCCAAAGAUGUGGACCACUUGUUGACUCAAUUCCGUAUCAUUCCCUUCAUUACGAAUUACAAACUGAUUGUGAAGUCUAAAGACUACGUCCACGAAGUCUUCAGAAGUAAUGCCAUGGAAUGGGACCCGAAGGACGACCUCUCACUAAAACCGUCACAUUUGGUGAUAAUGAGAGACACACCGGACUUAUGGCAUAAAGACAUGAAUGGAUUCAUACAAGACAUGUCCGACAAUAUACAGGAAAAGGGUUUCUUAUUAACGGUAUUCCGCUAUAAGUUUACGGAACCGGAACUCGCGUUGAACUCAUUAAACGGAAAGGCUGUUUUCAAUAAUACAGACCUCGAGAAUCGUAUUAAAGAUUUUAUCUCAAUUAGCGAUUCAAUAGGUUUGAGAUUAGUUGCCACUAAAUACGACACAAUAGGAACAGUAGCCCUAUUAUUCAGGCAAAUCCUGGAAACACCUAAAAUCCCCGAUCAAACGGAUGUCAUAAAUGUUACGUUGGAUUACAAUCAAUGGUUUGGAGUAUUGCAGGAAAAACUGAUUACCGCUAAGGAUGCGGACAAUAAGACGGAUAACGUAUGGCUGACAGCAAACACGUCGUCUAUUAACGGCAUAAUAGGUCUCAUGAAUUGUGUCCGAUUAGAACCGGGAGGAGAGAACAGCCGUUAUAUUUUCAAUUACGACAACAAUAGUGAGAAAAUAGACUUUACUGUCAACCCUUAUAAGGAAAUAUUGACCAACGAUUUGGUGGCGAAUGUGAUCAGAGAUGGAAAAGUGGGAACUUAUCGACACUUAAAACUGUCUAAAGAUUGCGAUAAAGUGCUCACAAAUGAGUAUUACUUGAAUUUGGGACAAACCAGAGAUUUAGCGGGACUUCAAUGGUAUGACUUGAAAACAAUUAUCCCGGCAAAGGAGCAGUAUGACUUUGCUGGCAACAGAGUUACCAAGCAUAAGGUCAAUAUAUACAGCACAGGUCUCUCAUUUCACGACGUCAUGCUCGCAACAGGUCGCAUACCUCCCGGUCCUGAAGUCAUAUUCACUGACUGCACGAUCGGCGGUGAGUUUGCCGGCCGUCGUAUAGACACCGGUGAGAGGGUUAUGGGUAUGGAAGCGGGCCGUUGUUUCGCCACUUCUACCUACUGUUCCACACACGGCAUGACUCACAUACCGGAGCACUGGUCUAUGGACGACGCCGUGUCUAUACUCAGUACAUACAGUACCGCCUAUUACGGACUCAUUCAAAAGGGUAGAUUAAGGAAAGGCGAAAGUAUUUUAAUUCAUUCGGCGGCGGGAGGUGUGGGUCAGGCGGCCAUCAAUAUCGCCAAACACUAUGAGUGCGACAUCAUUGUGACGAUCGGGACGGAAGACAAGAGAGUAUUCAUUGAGAAGGAGUAUAACAUACCGACGAACAGGAUAUUCAACUCCAGAGACAUACUCUUCAAGAAUCAGAUAAUGGAGAUAACGGAGGGUCGGGGCGUAGAUAUGGUACUAAACUCACUGUCGGGUGAGAAACUGGAUGCGAGCUACGAGUGUGUUGCCAACCAUGGUAGGUUUAUAGAAAUAGGCAAAUUUGACAUGUUGCAAAAUAAGAAGCUGGGUAUGUUUGACUUCAUACGGAGUGUCAACUUUAUACCCGUGGCUAUCGAUCUCGUACUCGUCGAUGACAUCGGAUUUUUACCCAUGUUUUAUGAAUGGGUUCACAAAAACUGUGAGCCGGGAGGUUGUUUGCGACCCAUCAAUCAGACAACCUUCAAGGCUACCGACGCCGAAAAGGCCUUCCGGUAUAUGACAACCGGCAAACACUCGGGAAAAAUCAUAUUGAAGAUGAGGGAAGAGGAGACGGAUAGACGACCCCUUAAAGCACACAAACUUUUGCCAGAAAUUAAAGCUCAGGCGAAGACAUAUUUCGAUCCAAACAAAGUCUAUAUAAUCACCGGAGGACUGGGAGGGUUUGGUAUGGAACUGAUACCAUGGAUGCAAUACUAUGGCGCCCGAAAAUUCGUGGUCACCUCGAGGUCGGGCGUAAAGACUGAUUACCAGAAGUUUGUGUUCAACCGAUUCCAUGAAGUCUGGAAGGAUUACAAGUUUUUUGAGUCCCAAUGGAUUGUCUCGACUGCCGAUGGGUUUACUAUUGAAGGCACACAACAACUGCUAAAACAGGCCCAAGAGUUGGGACCCAUUGGAGGGGUAUUUCAUUUGGCGCUUGAAUUGAAUGACUGUUUGAUAGAGAAGUUAACGUUUGAUAAGUUUUGUUCGUCUAUUGAUACCAAACAUAAGAUCUUUACGAAUUUGGAUCAAUUGACCCGAAAAUUGAAUUACAAUUUGGAUUAUUUUGUAAUUUUCUCGUCCGUCACGUGUGGAAAGGGAAAUGGAGGUCAGUCUAACUACUCGUUCGGUAACUCUAUUUGCGAGCGAAUAUGCGAACAAAGACGAGGGGACGGACUGCACGGACUGGCCGUACAGUACGGACCGGUCGGUGAUGUGGGAGUGUUUGCAGACUCGGAUCAGUUGCUGACAAUGACAUCGAUUAGGAAACAGCGGAUCAACUCGUGUUGCGAUGUAAAAGUAGGCCAAACUAAAGUUGAAUCCGGUGGCCGACAAAAGCGACUGGUCAAGGAACUGUGGCGCGCACUGGGCAUUGAUCCGGACAACACACCCAACCACCUAACCCUGGGUGAGAUCGGUAUCGAGUCUAUGUUCGCCGUAGAAUUACAACAGGAACUGGAGAGGGAGUGGAAUAUGAAAGUGACUUUAAACCACGUCAAGAGUAUUACGAUCGGUAUGCUCAAGGACUACGAGGCCGGCAAAAUUGGCGAAAUCAAGAAGCACCUGGAUGAUGUUAGACGCGCCAAGGCAAACUUACUCAAAAUGAAAUUCUUGAUCCCAUACGAAACACAUACCCGACUCAAUAGCGUUCAGAAAGGCGUUCCCGUUUACAUACUGCCGCCCAUUGAAGUCAACUUUGCCGCCAUGGUGGAGCUGGCUCAAAAGAUUAACCGACCGGUGAUCGGACUUAACUGGACCAGGGAGGUGACUCAACUGACCACGCUCAAAGAGGUGAGCGAGUAUUACGUAAAAUUGCUAAAGAACCUGGAGCCUAAAGGGUCGUAUGAGGUGUUGGGGUAUUUCGAUGGCGCCAUCAUUUGCUCCAAACUGUUACGGAAGCAAAUAGUGGGCAAAGCGGUCAUAAUUGACGUCAUAAACGACGCUUUUUUCCGCGAGGAUCACAUGACAGACGAAGAUUUGCUGAUAAUGUUGUUGACAAUCCUGUCCAGAGAGCUACCAGGCUCAUUAAAGGACAAAAUACAGCGCGAUAUUAAAAAGGAGCCCAAUUUUAACAACAAAGUGAAGUUCAUUGUCAACGAGCUCGUGGACCUUGCCGGAAAAGGACUGGUAGCCAAUGAUAUGGAGCCCAUAUUUCACGUAAUGCUCGCUAGGAUUCGUAAGCUAUCGGAGUAUAGACUCAAUAAACGCAAGAAGUUUUCAAAUCGACUGAAACUCGCGAUCGCAAAGAAAUGGGCGAAAAGGACGGGGAAAUUGGUUUUCAUUAAACCGUUUCGAUUCGAUUCGGUUGAGGACGUCGAAAAUUGUCUUGAUAAGUCGAUGGACACCUAUUUCCUGCCCUCAAUUUAUGACAACAACGAGAAUAUAAUUAUGGAGCCAAUCGAUAAUGAUAACCAGUUUGAUCUGGCUUGCACGGUCAUUGUGGACAAAAUUGUUGAGGCGUUUACGUACAUGGCCCCUAAGGAAAUGGCGGCUAUAAACAUGUGUCAACACUACGGGUGCGAUAUCUAUGUGACGGUUGGGACGGACGAGAAAAAGCAAUUCCUUGCGAACGACUAUAACAUUCCUGUGAACCGGAUAUUCAACUCAAGAGAUAUUCUCAAUAUUCUUUGCUGA